AUGCUAUUUCAAUUAUCGGACACCCUGCUGAUCUUACUGAGGUUUCUUCUCUAUCCCAUAUUAUUAUAACUACAUAAGUAAUCGUAUAGUAUCGACUAGUAUAAAAGAGCGAUCUACGGCUUCAGCGACACAUUCAGCCUCUGAUCGCAAUACAAUUACUUACUUUCCAAGUUUUAAAAAUAAUUGAAAAUGGGAUUUUUAUCUGGCAAGAUUGUGUUCGUGUUUUCACUGCAUUUACUAUUUAUUAUUAUAAAUUCUGUAGCAGAAGAAAUGUGCGAGACAGUUGCUAGUGAAAUUCAUGUGACCAAAGAGGAAUUUGACGAUAUGGGCCGAUUAAUAAGAUCGUGCAGUGGAGACGUAAGUGUUAACAAAUGCGAAGGAAUGUGCAAUAGCCAAGUUCAUCCUUCAAUUUCUACGUCUACAGGGUUCCAAAAGGAGUGUUUUUGCUGCCGGGAAAACUUCUUGCGUGAACGAUUGGUUACUCUUACUCACUGUUAUGACCCUGACGGUAUGCGAUUAGAAGAUGAAGACAACGCGAUCAUGGAGGUGAGGCUCCGUGAACCUGAAGAAUGCAAAUGCUCUAAAUGUGGAGAAUUUAGUAGAUAAAUAAAUUAUUGCACUUAUAUAAUGACGUUGAAUACAAGUAUGAUCAUGAAUUGCGAGAAAACGUUAUUGAUGUCUCAGGUGAAAUUGAAUAUAUAACAAAUGGUCAAGAGCUUUUUAAAUUGGUUAAUAAUAUACAUUAGUGGAUAUAACAAACGUUCAAAUAUAAUACUAUGGAUUAGUACAUUAAAUCUAGCCUGUAAGUGAACAAAGGUGCAUGUAUUGUUUAUAAUUAUUCUAGUUGUUGAAAAUAAAGCAAAUUUUAUGAA
Molecule: messenger RNA, 872 nt
Organism: Manduca sexta (tobacco hornworm)
Lineage: Eukaryota; Metazoa; Arthropoda; Insecta; Lepidoptera; Sphingidae
Gene: Pburs
Product: partner of bursicon
Exons: 3
Coding region: 190-606 (138 amino acids)
Biological process (GO): G protein-coupled receptor signaling pathway
Cellular component (GO): extracellular region; bursicon neuropeptide hormone complex
Molecular function (GO): neuropeptide hormone activity; G protein-coupled receptor binding
Source: RefSeq, a predicted model, not a curated record